AUGUCAUUGUCAUUAGAAGUAAACUAUUCAACUUGGUUAGACGAUGUAACGGUUCAACUGAAUCGUUAUUUAGGAUUGUUUAUUUUUGUCUUUGGAAUUAUUGGAAAUAUUUUUAAUAUCUUUGUUUUAUCGGAGAAAACUCUGCGAUUCAAUCCAUGCUCACGAUUGUUUCGUUGCUCGUCGGUCGCAAGCAUUCUAGCGUCGAGUUUCGGCCUCACAACCCGAAUUUUAUCAAGUUGGAACAUUGACCUUAGCGGAACGAAUUCGUACUUAUGUAAAUUUCGUGGUUUAAUGGCUUUUUCUUCAUCGACUGUCACCUUCUGGUUGGUUGCUUCUGCCACUAUUGAUCGCUGGCUAGCUUCAAGUAUUCUUCCAUCGCGUCGACGACAUAGUACAAUCCAGAAUGCUCAACGAACAACAUUUGCUAUUGUCUGUUUAUCAACUGCACUUUAUUUUCAUCUGAUUUUCUGUUACGAUGCAAAUCUAGUUGGUACGCCCAUGAAAUGCUACAGUAAAUCACCGGAAUGUCGUUUCUUAACCGAUCUCUCGUUUGGAUUAAUCACUAUUCUAUGUCCUCUGGUGAUUAUGAUCAUCUUUGGCUUAAUGACAAUAUCAAAUAUUCGUCAAGCACAUUAUCGAGCAGUUCGACAGUCCGUUUAUUUUCCAGCAAAACAACGCAAACAAGUCGAUCGACAAUUGUUAACGAUGUUACUUCUUCAAGUAACUCUGCUGUUAAUCCUGUCGCUUCCAUUACCGAUUCAGAGAUUCUAUUCGACAUUCACCAGUUCCGAUUCGAAAAGUAUUCAGCAGAAAUCCGUCGACAACUUUUUAUACAACUCAUCAUUACUUCUGAUUUACGUAGCCAACAGUGUCCCAUUUUAUAUCUACACAAUCAGCGGAGGCAGCACUUUCCGAAAAGCAUUGAAAAAUGUUUUCAAAAGAUGUCGACAAGUGAUCAUUUGGUGUUAG
This is a messenger RNA of Adineta ricciae, 969 nucleotides long. The record is from the annotation of a GenBank genome assembly. NCBI's taxonomy places the organism in Eukaryota, Metazoa, Rotifera, Eurotatoria, Adinetida, Adinetidae.